CGACUCUGAUAUUGAAGUACCUCGUGUACCGGGUAAUCGAGCAAUGUUUUGUACCAUCCUUACUUAGAAACCGAACGGUCACGCGAAGUGUGACAUUGCCUUAGAGCCACCAAGUGGCUGUCUGAAAUCAAAAUAUGUUUUUUUCAGCGAUAAAGGGAUUUUUGUGCGCUCCUUGAGUCAUCUUCAGAAUUUGACCUACUUUGACCUGAUAUACCUUCAGAUGCUAUUACUACAUUUAGUUUGAUAGUUUCUCGCGUAAUCUGAGCUUUCCAGGAUAGAUAAUGGGCUUCUUUGAAAACUUCAGCUUGAUUUUGCUGGUGAUUUGUUCUUUAGAGGGUGUUUCCACAACAAGUAACCAAUCAUCUUUCCAAGUAGUCUGUGACUUUGGCCAUUCACAUUACUUGACAAGCAACACAGUUACAGUGAAUGGGUCUUUGACCUCACACUUCAAUAAUGCAAGAAAAUGUCACGUGAAACGCCACAGCAAAUCAGCUAUUCUUCGCGUGACGUUAGCUGAGUUUGAUUCUACAAGCAACAUAAGUGCACUCUACUCUAUGGUUCUUGAAAACUUGAAUGUCUUGUUUGUAGGGGUAGCUCAGAGCAAUGGCUUGCAAGAUAAAUUGCAGAAGUAUCACUUUCAUGCCUGCCCUCAGUCUUUGAUGCAAGAGCCCUUAAGUACAAUGGAUCUUGACCUACUGUUCUUUGGAGCUCCUGCAAAUGCAUCUUUUAAAUUAGAGAUUGAGUUGGAUAACUCAGUGUUAACUCCUGGUGAAUUAGCCAAUGUUUCUGUUCGUGCUGAUGGCUUAACUGAAGUCAAAACAUUUGACAUUGCAGAGGAUCAGCUCUCAAGAUUAGUUCAAAUCACUGUGUCAUCAGAUGAUGCUGAAAUGGAAUGUGUCUUGGUGGUGUCACAAAGCUGUUUUGCAACGCAAAGUGAAGGACUUGCUGAGAAGAGCUCUGAUGAUGAAAAACAAGCAAUUCAACUCACCUUUACAGAGUCUGGACGCAUCACUUUGUCACAGUAUUCAAGACCCAAAAUUAUGACAGGACGUUGGUAUAUUGGACUGCGCAGCUCCCUUACUAAGAAAAAUAGUGACCAACAGAAGAUGGUGACAGUAUCUGUGACUCAAGGAUAUAAAUAUGACACCCUUGGAAAAGCCCGUCCUGCUGCAUAUAUGUGCAUUGUUGCUAUACUUGGUGGUCUUGCCAUCAGCAUUUUUGCUCAUUUCUUUCUUAACUCUGACUUUGAUGAGUGCAAGGUUCCUUUUCAUUUGGAAAAUACUGCUGCUGAAGGGAGAGCAAGGACUGCGAGCAAGGGGAUCUUAGAACAUGUGCCUGAUCCAAUACCAUGGAGGACUAUCCCUCUGAAGCGAUGGAUGGAAAUUAUCUGCAUAGCAUGGUUUAAACAAGGUGUAAAAACAUAUCCCUACUUGACUGGAGUUCUUGCCAUCAGUUUCAUGGUUGGCUCUGCCCAGUUUGUGAUUGCACGCUGGUCAAACAUGAUUGAAGAAGGAAAUCGUGACCUCUGCUAUUACAAUGAGCUUUGUUACAGGCCAAUUGCUGUAGCAGACCUUCCCUCUAAUUUCAUGCUCAGUAAUGUUCCUUAUGUCAUUCAUGGUAUCUUUUUGGCCUUGUCAUUUUCCUUCCGGGAAGCAAUUACUUUUGAGGUAAAUAAAUCUGGUCACAAAUAUGCUGUGAGAGGGACAUAUGCCAAAUGUUUUAGGCCAUAUGAUUACUCUGUGGCAUAUGCCUUGGCCUGGGCAUUGGUUUUUGAGGGCUUGUUUUCAGCCACAUAUCACCUCUGUCCUUCUCGACUCACAUUUCAAUUUGAUUCUGCCUUUAUGUUUAUAAUCUCGGGUUUAGUUGUGAUUGCUCUUUACAACUGCCGCGUAAGAAGUGAAAAUCUUCUGGAUAAUGAUGAGGCCCCUUCAAAACACCCUAGUGAAACAACAGUUCAGGCACCCAAAUAUUUCUUGUUCUUUGUUGCACCACUGCUGGUGUUUAACUAUGUUGGAUCUGUGCGGGAUACCAAUGGUCUUCCACAAUUUUUUGAAGUUGCCUACUGGAUUGCUUUGGUCAUUUGGUUGGUGGUGAUGUAUAUUUGGACCUUCCAGAAAGUUGGUGUGCCAUGCAGGUGGAAGAAUUGUAGCAGCGAUGAGAAAUGCUGGUCAGUGGAAGCUUUUGUGAAGUGGACCUGGAUAAUUAUAUUUCCACUCUGUUUGCUGAUUAUUGGUUUUAAACAGAGAGAUGAUUGGUCUCAGUUUUUCUUGUUUUCGUGUGUGGCUGCAGUGGCUCUGACUAUCAUCGGCUUGAUGAGCUUUAAUGCAGCUGUGUCUUUUAAGAGGCAUAGAAGUGAAGGUGGAAAUUUCCGCAGUGGAAUGAAACAGCUUUGUAGCCUGAGCCGCAUUUUUGAGAUCCUUUGGAGCAACUGGCAUCGUUUGCUAUUCAUGAUUGUGAAUUUCUUCUUCUGGGUUUUUGCCAUGUAUUUUUUCAAAAUCAAGUCCACCACAAAGAAAACCUCUACUCCAAGCUUCUCACGUUCUCGCAAUGAAGAAUGCGUCUUGUGGGACUUCUUUGAUUACCAUGACAUCUGGCACAUGCUGUCUUCGUUUGCCCUGUUCAUGAGUGCAUAUCUGUUGAUUUAUGUCACCAGGAAAGUGGAGAUUUACUACUAUGUGGAAAACUUGUACUGGAAAAGUAAAAGAUCUGCAAACCAUGAAACAACAGGAAGUACAGAGAAGAUGUUUUCGCCAAAACAUGAUGGUGAGUCCAUAGAUCGCCCGUCCGACAACAAAGGGUCGACGACAAGUGAGGUAUAGACCUCUGCGCUUUUAACAGAUCCUGACAUGGAAUAAAAAAGACUGACGAGGCGUUGUACGUCGACUUUUCUUUCUACAUGUUACUGCAUGCAUAAAAAACAGGAAUAAUGAAUGGAGAUGCAAAUAUUAGGAUAAAGCUUUGUCGAAUAGUCGAAGAACUUUGAGUGUUUGUUAACGUUUUGCUUUCUAGCAAAAGUGAAGCUGAGAACAGCGUAGAUAUGAAUGAAACUUUAAAUCAUAGUUUUCUUUUCCACCGGAGGUCGAAGCAGAGGCAAUUUUUUUAUUCCAAGGUGUGGCUCCUCUUAGUAUAUUAACCAAUAGACCAACAAGUUCUCAU
Pocillopora verrucosa is the source of this 3156-nucleotide messenger RNA. RefSeq lists its product as uncharacterized. Gene Ontology annotation, molecular function: double-stranded RNA binding; RNA transmembrane transporter activity. Gene Ontology annotation, biological process: RNA transport. NCBI's taxonomy places the organism in Eukaryota, Metazoa, Cnidaria, Anthozoa, Scleractinia, Pocilloporidae. Gene Ontology annotation, cellular component: lysosome; plasma membrane. The record is from RefSeq and is a predicted model, not a curated record.